AUGUCAUUCCGAAAGGAAGAUGCCACCGAUACCGUGGGUCACCCUGCUCAGUUGGUUGUGGAUAUGCUUGGAUGCGAUGAUGACCAAUCCCGGAAGUUCCAUUGUGGCCAAUUGGAAGCUUGGUACCAGGAGUAUGCUCAGCACCGGGGAGAAGCGCGCGAAGUGCUACGUGCUCAUUUGGAUCACAACAAGUGGAAAGAUGCUGCCAUCAACACCGAACAACUCAGAUCGGUGCGGUGGAUGGUGGGGUCACAACCGAAGGGUAACACUUGCCCUGCUGAGCUUCGUCGAGUGCUUUGUGUGACUCCACAGUCACAGGUUCUCCACCUCAAACUGGUGGUGCAUUUGUUUGGUGAGCAGAGCCGACGCUUGAGAGCUUCAGCGAGGUCACGUGUACGCUUGAGCUCCGAUCAGUUUGAUGAUUUCUUUGCUGACUUCGCGUGCAUGUAUUCCAUGGUUCUCACUGAAGCUCGCCAGUUGUCAACAUGGAAUGCAGAGAAAGAGGAGACCCUGAUGAAAUCAUUUUUCCAGCGGGAUUACAAAGCUGAUGUGGAAGCCAUUGUGACCAGUAAGCUGGCAACAUGGAAGUUGCAGCACUUCGGACUCUGGCAUGAUCUGGUCGCACCAGUAACAUCACCGGUUCCAGAGACCUCUGCAGCAGAGGUGAUGGAUCUGGAGGAGCAGGCCCACCAGGCCAAAUACCGGGAGCUGAGGGCAAAGAUCGCUCAGGACCUGAGCACAAUGACUGCGUUCAAUGCCAAGUCAGAUGAGAACGAUCGCAGAAGCCAUGUUGUUAGUGUGAUGCAUGAACGUGCCCAAGUCCAGAUUGGCAAGGAGCUGUGUGAAAGCUUCAUGGAGAAGAGCUGUCGUGUGAUGCUGUCAACUGAGAAGAACUCCUUGGACGCGGGGAUGACCGGCCUUCUGAAGAAUUUGGCAGUUUCCAAGAAGGUGAACAUCAAUGAUUUGCAUGUGGUUCUCUAUGUGGAUUGUACCAAGAUGGGUGUACUCUCACAGAUCGAAGUCAACAACAUUGGAGCCAUGGCUGAGAAAGACAAAUUGAUGGCUUCACGCAUUGGCUUGCGUGCUUUUACGCUCAACCUGAACACUGACGAGCUCCACAAAAAUCGUGAAAGCCCAUCAGCAUAUGUGUGCUAUUUAGGUGUAUCAGAUGUCAGCUUGCCUGGCAAAGGCACAGCUCACCGAAAGGUGAGAGGAGCACCGGAAGCUGAAGCAUUGCCAUCAAGUUCUUUUCCAGCAGCUCUCAACGAAAAGGAUUUCAUUGUUCCAGGAUGCGGUCAGGAGACUCUUCUCAGUCAUGAUCAACGAAGGAACUUGACAGACCAUCAGGAAACCAGUCAAUGGUUGGGGGGGUCUCAUGGUGCCGAAGCAGCUUCUCUCAGCUUUGUUUAG
Molecule: messenger RNA, 1410 nt
Organism: Durusdinium trenchii
Lineage: Eukaryota; Dinophyceae; Suessiales; Symbiodiniaceae
Source: the annotation of a GenBank genome assembly